AGUAUCAGCAAAUGCAGCUCAAUUCUUUGCUUUAUUUUUACCGUAUAAGCAGCUGGCAGUAGGUGUUGUAUUGUCGCAUGGCAACAACGAAGCCUAGUUUCAGCAGGAAGUUGCAGUGCAUUAUGUAUGAAAUUUAACGUAGCAAUCUUGUAAAUGUAUAAAUACUAGUUACGCGCAUAUAGGACAAAGCAAUGAAAAGCGUUAGACCUACAGAACCGUGUGCUGACAAAGUAGAUAAUCUUCGUUGCAAGAAAGACGAUGCAGAUUUUAAUAUAUGUGGAAAUAGCCAAACUUGUGUCUUCACUACCAAGCUCAACGAUUCUAUCCAGUGGCUGUCUCGCGCAGGGGACGCGUCAAAAAGAAGAUACCUCACGGGUGUUCUCGUGCGGUGUCAAAGUGUCGAGAUUCUAGAAAAUGUUAAAAAAGUUCUGCAAGUUACAUUUGGUAAAGAUUUUACCUAUACCAGAUCACGUCAGAAGCCAAGUCUUCCAGAAGACAUGAUCACUUGGAGUUCGGACCGAGCGCUUGACACCAAAAUGCUUGGGAUGGAAAUGGUGGACACUUGGAACUGGUUCAGUCGUAGCAAUCACUGGACAAAAUCCAACUAUCUUUUAAGAAUCCUUUCCCUAUGCGAUACACAGCUUCUUCACAUGCUCGGAAACUUAACAAGUGUGCUAAUAGCGAGAAAAAAACGUGCCUUCCUGCAAUAUAAACACUUGCUGGACACCUCUUCUAUCCGAGAAUCCACCUACUCCUUUAACUCUCAGGAGGAUCAUCCAGACCUGGACCUCCUCAUCCAGGCCAGCUCCUUCUAUGAGCCUGUCAGUGUGUACAAUUUCACAGACAUGGACACAACAGAUGGAAGGCAGGAGACGUGCCAUGAUGCAGAGCUCUCGAAUAGCUGCCAACUUAAUGCAGUUCCACGGGUGUGUCUCUGCCCUGGGCCUGAAGACUUGCCCAGCUUUGACCGUGUGUAUAUGGGGACAGUGAAGAAAGAUAGCGACAAUGAAUCCAUCAGCUCAGACGACCCUGCCCUAAUGGUGGUCCCCCAGUGCUCCCGCUCUGUCUCCGGAGUCAGUCGGGACAGAGACUUCAUCCGUGGUCUCCCUGUUCAUCUUGCUAAGAGGAUUUUAGGUCUUUUAGACAAAGCCUCUCUGCACUCCUGCAAAGAUGUCUCCCAACACUGGCGAUACCUGACAGAAGACACUCAGCAGGAUCUUAAAUGCAAGAAGAUUGUAGAGAAACAAUCUAUGUUGAUGCAGAGCAACAUUACCACAGACGUCAGCUCUACCUACGCCAAAGUCCGUGAGGUCUUAUUGCCCAUAAGGGAGGAUGAGGAGCACCAGGACCACGGAGACAUCUUCUCCGAAAUCAAAUGGGAGAGGGGUUUUGCUGCCGUCUAUGCUGGCGUUAGAACCCGAGCUGUGUGGAUGGAAGAGCGGAAUGUGUUCUGUGGAGUGUACAACAUCCUGCUGCUGCUGGACAGGGAGGACCCGUCCAGGGUGGUGCACUAUGACGGAGGUCAGCUGGUGGCAGUGGGCUCCAAGGACCGCAUGGUGCGUUUGCUGGACGUGGUGGCGCUGAAGGAGGUGUUCCCUGUAAUCCAGGGCCAUGCCGGCUCCAUCAGGGCCCUUGUGCUCUGUGAGGAGAGGGGUCUGGUUAUCAGCGCCAGCUACGACCUCAGCAUCAGGUGUUGGAAUCUGAAAACAGGCACAUGCACGAUGCUCUUGCGGGGCCAUUUGGGUACCAUCAACUGCCUGGACCUUCAUGAGGAUUGUCUAGUCUCAGGGGCAAAGGACUGCAAAGUCAAGGUGUGGAACCUGCAGACAGGGAAGUGCUUUGAGAAGCUCAAGUUUAAGCACCACAACCCCAUUUUGUGUGUGAAGAUAGAUAAGACUCUUGUGUUGAGCAGCUGCGAAAAAGGCUUGGUGAAGAUGUGGGGCAUGGAGACCGCAUCACUCCUGAAAACAAUCAAUGCACACCACAGCUCUGUGAAGUGUCUGUUUUUCGACCAGUGGCAUAUUCUAUCGGGAGGUUCGGACGGAAAGGUCAUGGCCUGGAGCACCAGCUGUGAAAUGAAGAAAAGCCUGAUGACCUAUCGCCACCCGAAGGAAGUUCUGGCACUGAUUCUUCAAUUUCUGCGUGUCAUCACCGGCUGUGCUGACGGAAAGAUCCGCAUAUUCAACUUCCUAACAGGGGAUUGCCUCAGGGUCAUCAAGGCAGGAGGUCAACAUAGCCCUAUACUCUCUCUUCACACACACAACAACAAUAUGGUGGUGAACACGCGCUCCAGCGUUCUGCUCUUCCGCUUUACCAGGGUGCGUUGGGACUACUCUAUGCCUGCCGAGAGGGAGUGUUGUAGCGAACACCAGGGCACUCCUAAAGGCGCGCUCAGCAGAAACACAUCCCCACACGCCCAGGUCAGGGCAGAGCGCAUGGCCCUGGUGGGCUCGUCCAACUGUAAGAUCUACAACCGCGAGGGCAAGGAUCCGGAGAAGCUGGGGCUGUCCCACCACGCACGCUCCCUGUCUGCCUCCAGCAUGCGCCGGGCACAGGCAGUCCAGCAGGAAUCUAGGAGGCCUGCUACAUGGAGCGAGCUACAGAGCUACCGUAGGAGCCGGGCCUACAUCGACCUGCAGCCAGAGUUCAUCACUAAGCCCCCCUCAGCCAUCUCUCCGUGGGGACUGGUCAGCGGACACACCCAAGAGUCCCAAACCAGGACCAUCCACACUCCCAGUAGCAAUACCACCAGUACAGCCAGAGACACAUACGUGACCACUAAGUGGAUGCUGACUCGCAGUGAGAAGGCUGUGAGGGACAGAGUGAAGAAGAGGGGCCCCCAUCACAACAUCACCACUGAUCGGGUCCUCCUCAGUGUCAGCUCCACCCAGCGGGCCAAGGCAAGGGACCAGGCCGGGGUCAACAUGGAGCUUAAUGCUCAGCUACGGGAUGAUUGGGGCUCUCCUCCAUCUCUUACUCCCCCUGACCAAGGGAAGGACCCAGAGCCCCAAACCUCCCCACAACCUCCAGUCCCAAAACAGAGCCCACUGAGUACAUUUCAGAAGGCCCCAUCAGCACCCAGCCACCGGGCCUUCCAGUACAGCAUGACCAAGACGUACACUCCCCUCCUGACCCGGGCUCUGGACCUCAAACCGAGACGGGAGGUCCGCUCGUCCGUCCCCUCCCCCGUGGUGGUGCGGCCCCAGACGUCACUGGGCGUGCCCGAGUCGGCGGUGAGCAAGGUAGGGGCAUUCACCACCAGUGCCCAGUCAGACGUCAAGGAGCCGCAGCGUAUGUUUCCAGGACGCCGCGUGGACUUUGUGAUGCCGAAUAAGACCAUCGGCCUGCACAACUCACCGGACCCAUUCAGGCUUUUCGGGGCUUUCAGACUCCUCACAGACACUCAGUUACAGGGUUACAUCAGAUCACAGACACACCAGCAUGGUGAGGGAUGCUCUGCGACCUGGGAGGACCAGGAGAAGCAGAGGAAGACGACGUGGACGGUAAAGGUCAAAGGUGUCUCCAUCCCAGACCACACCGAGCAGGACCAGGUGUAUGCACCCGAGCUGGGACAGGACUCCUACAUCUGACACUGUCCGACACUGACCUGGACAUGUGAUUGGCCAGGAAACCCAAUAAGUGUCUGAUCUGUGCGGCCAUGCCAGGACAAGGGGAGAGCUCAGGGCAAUGGCAUGUAUGAUUCCUCCCUCUGAAUGCUUGUCUCUAGAUUUGUUGAUUCUGGGCUCACUAUUCAGAAGUGAAUUCCUUUUUUACUGUAUGCAUACUUCUAACGUGCAAACAUAUAAAUACUUAGUAUUUCUUUACUUUCA
Molecule: messenger RNA, 3830 nt
Organism: Esox lucius (northern pike)
Lineage: Eukaryota; Metazoa; Chordata; Actinopteri; Esociformes; Esocidae
Gene: fbxw10
Product: F-box and WD repeat domain containing 10
Exons: 15
Coding region: 192-3590 (1132 amino acids)
Molecular function (GO): protein binding
Source: RefSeq, a predicted model, not a curated record